CAGUCUGUUAGACUUGACUCCGGCGUUGCUAAGAUGAAAGCUCCAUAGCAACCGACUCUCCAGAAAAGAAAAGUUGAGAUUUUAUAUUUUUAUGUUUCAAUAGAGGUGAACACCGGAAGAAAAUGGCGCGUCUCUUCCACACACGGAGGCCGGAGACAGGAGCGUUUCCUUGAAAUAAAAAUGCCAGCAACAAAGGUUUUAAAGCCCCAACCAGUGGAGGCGACAGGGAAAACCGUGGAGAAAAGCAAACCGGCAAAGGUGAAGGCGGUGACCGGAGCAGAGAGUGAACUCAAAGCGCCCGCUGUGCGUAAAAGCCGCGCGUCGAGCUGCCCGAGGUGUCCGCAGCGGGACAGGUGUGAGCGGGCCACCACCACUGGUACCGGUACCGCUACCUCCACCACAGCCUCCAAAACCACCUGUGAGAGGCGGAGAGCCAGGUCUACAUCUGUGGCUCCCAAACCGACCAGCUCUGUGAAACAUGGAGCUGUCAACCCGAGAAGCCGGGAACCGACCACCUGUCCGGGGCAGCGUCAGCAGCGCAGCGUCAGGCCCGAGACGAAGUACGCAAGUCAGAGUCACAAAGCUUUCACCGUCAUCCCCCCGAACCCCAAGAAGAGGAGGGAUAUGCAGAGAAAGGCGGAGGCGGAGCUCGCUGCUUUAGAGGAGCUUCGUCUGAGCAGAGCGAUGGCUUACGUAUCCAUCAACCCCAGCAGUGUUGGGGGUUGUAUGAGUCUGGAGGAAGUACGGUUGAAGCAGCAGCAGGAAAUGAUGGAAGCCAAGAGGAAACAGAAACCGAUGAAGACGCAGGUGAUGGAGCAGACACCUGUCCUGAUGCGCUGAGCGUCACGUCUCCUCUCGUCUCUGCCGGCAGCUCAACGUCUCGCUGUAUCUGCAACUCGGAGUCAAAUCCCAUAUUUAGAAUAAGAAAUCCACAUGAAACCUGUGUUGUACAAUCUUCAGUUUUUUUGUGUUUAUUAUUAUUAUUAUUAUUAUUUUCCAGUAUUGUAAACAUUUCAUUUCAUUAUAUUUUAUGUUUUGUACAAGGCUGUUUUGUGCCUGAUAUAUGUUUUAAAUGAUGUGUGUCAUAUACAAAACAUACGCUUGAAAGCGUCAUUCAGCCAGAUUACAAACAGAUUAUAAAGUAUUACAUUCAUUUGGCAGCCAUAUUUUAUUUAAUGCAACUCACACUUUUUUCUCCGUCAUAGGCUCCUGUACUCAGGCACAACAACACUCAAGAUUUUAGAUCAUAUUUAGAUCAGAUCCAUAAUGAUGGUGCAGUUUUGUUUCUCCAACAACAAAGAAUUACAGUCAUAGAAGAAGAAGUGUGGUUUUAUAGCUGUAGAUGGAGUCUUCUGUUGUUGAUGUGGCUCUUGGGUAAUGUAGUAUUUAACAAUAUGACAUAAAUUUAAUAUUUUGGAUUUUUAGAGGGAGACUUGUGUUUUUGAAGCUCACUCAAAGUAAAGAAUAGGAUCGUACACCUGUGAGGUGUAAUUUAAGUUCAUGCACACCUUUCUCUCCUGUACCUUUUUUUUUUUUUUUUUUUUUCAGGCGUGGCCCAUGAACACAUCACGCCAUUCUCCUCUGUUACAUAAGCCAUGCAUUAUAGAGGAAUGUAAAGUGACUUGUAUGGGCCGUCACUGUAAAUGACUGUAUCUACGCUCUCAGCGUGUUUUCACCUGGAUCAGAGCAAAACCACAGGAAAUAAACUGAGCUUUAAUAACACUGUGUGUGUGUGUGUGUGUGUGUGUGUGUGUGUGUGUGGUGUGUGUGUGUGUGUGUGUGUGUGUGUUGCUCAUGUUGUGGGGACCAAAAUCUAUUCACACAAGAUAAACUGUGGUUCAGUCCUGCUUUUCAGACCCCAGCUGAAACACAUUAUUAAAUCUUAAAUCUCAGUUGUUUUCUUUGGCUUUUUCUUGUUUUUAUAACAUCCACUUUUUGAAUUAAAUUGUUAGUUCUCCCUGUUUCCUGCAUCAGUUUGGGACUAUUUUCAGCGGCGGAUUAAUCCACAUUUGGUGCUCUUUUGAAUAUUUGUUGCAGCAGGACAGUGAGUGUGUUUGGGACUGAGUCAAAAUAAACUGUGUUGUGUGUGUUCAUGGUGAUGAAGGAACGUCUCAGUGCAACAGUGUCCAUCCAUCGCACUUUACAGAAUAAGCCGCCAGUCAUUUGUUGACAGUGAUGUUUACAACAAACCUUGUCUUCAGUGUCUGUUCUAUGUUGCACUGUGGUCUAUUAGCAAUAACAUUUCGUUUCCCUGCAUGUUUAUCAUACAUAUAUGUGGAAAGGAUAAUAAAAGCUGAACUUGAAGAACUUGAAAAUUGAUU
This is a messenger RNA of Seriola aureovittata, 2321 nucleotides long. RefSeq lists its product as uncharacterized. The coding region runs from base 181 to 840 and encodes 219 amino acids. NCBI's taxonomy places the organism in Eukaryota, Metazoa, Chordata, Actinopteri, Carangiformes, Carangidae. The transcript is spliced from 5 exons. The record is from RefSeq and is a predicted model, not a curated record.